Apus apus (common swift) is the source of this 5335-nucleotide messenger RNA. RefSeq names its product GEN1 Holliday junction 5' flap endonuclease (gene GEN1). Gene Ontology annotation, molecular function: 5'-flap endonuclease activity; four-way junction DNA binding. NCBI's taxonomy places the organism in Eukaryota, Metazoa, Chordata, Aves, Apodiformes, Apodidae. The record is from RefSeq and is a predicted model, not a curated record. The transcript has 15 exons. Bases 310 to 2994 code for a protein of 894 amino acids.
CCUCCCGGGCUCUUCCCGCCGGGAGCCAGCCGGGUUGUAGCGGGGAAAAGGGGGUUGGUCUGGGCUGGCAUUACCGCCUGUUCUCUCUGCUGUGCGGAGCGCGGCAGAUCAGCGGCCCCAGGUCUCCCGGAGCCUCUCGGGUCUCCAGGCGGGAUUAAGGGGUUUGCUGUUCUGCCUGUGUAAAAGACUUCCUAGAGUAGAAUGUAGUCUUGAAACGCUGUUGAGGAGUAAUGAAGCUGUAGCACAUCCUGGCCCAAUGGGAAAUUGAGAAGCUCAAACUUUCAUGCCGACAGCAAAGAAGCUAGAACAAUGGGAGUGACUAAUCUGUGGCAAAUCCUUGAGCCCGUGAGACAACCUGUCAACUUGAGCACUCUCAAAGGAAAAACACUUGCUGUUGAUUUAAGCUUGUGGGUUUGUGAAGCCCAGACCGUCAAAAAGAUGAUUGGAGUAGUUACCAAGCCACAUCUGAGAAACCUAUUUUUUCGGUUCUCUUGCUUCACAUCGAUGGGAAUUAAACUGGUGUUUGUCAUGGAAGGAGAGGCCCCCAAGUUGAAAGCAGACACCAUGAGUAAGAGGAACGAGAUGCGCUACGGGCCUUCGAAGAAAGCUGGAGCUGCAAGAACAGGGAGAUCUUUAUUUAAAGCCAUGUUAAAAGAGUGUCUGGAACUGCUGGAGUGUUUAGGUGUCCCGUGGGUUCAGGCAGCUGGGGAAGCAGAGGCAAUGUGUGCCUACUUAAAUGCAAAAGGACAUGUUGAUGGCUGCAUUACCAAUGAUGGAGAUGCCUUCUUAUAUGGAGCUCAAACAGUUUAUAGGAACUUUGCCAUGAAUGCUAAGGAUCCACACCUUGACUGUUACACAAUGUCCUCAAUUAAGGAAAAGCUUGGUUGUGACAGAGAGUCUUUGAUUGGGCUAGCUGUUCUUCUGGGUUGUGAUUACCUUCCAAAGGGUGUUCCAGGAGUUGGGAAGGAACAAGCUUUAAAGUUAAUUGAAACUUUGCAAGGUCAAAACUUACUGCAAAGGUUUGAGCAAUGGCAGGAACAAUUUCAAUAUGAUAAUAAUCCACCAUUGUUUGUUAAAAGGGUAAUUCACUGUUCUGAGUGCCAUCAUCCAGGAUCUUACAGGGAACAUGAGCACAGUGGAUGUAAAUUUUGUGGAAGCUCUAGAUGCUGCAAGCCCAGCAACUCCAAAACCUGCUGCCCUUGUGAAUGGCAUCAGCUACAGCGAGUGAAACAAGCAAGUGCAGUGGAGGACAAUAUCAGAAAAAAAGCUACCAGUUGUGAGGGCUUUCCAUUCUCUGAGGUUAUCCAAGAAUUUCUUGUAAACAAGAAUAAGUUGAUCAAGAUAAAGGAAUGCCAAAGGCCAAAUUUAUUGUCCUUUCAGAUAUUUGCUUCUGAGAAGAUGGAAUGGGCCAAACAUUACGCUUGUAAGAAACUGUUAGCACUAUUGACACUUUAUGAUAUGAUCCAGAGAAAAUCUGGGUACAUUGAUUCAAAACAACUGCAGGCAAUACGGAUAGUCAAGACACGUGUUAAAAACGGAAUUCCUUGCUUUGAAAUUGCAUGGCAAAAACCAGAGCAUUAUGUUGAUGCAGAAGAUGAGCCUGCAGAGUUGUUUGUAGUCACAGUGGAAGAGGAGUCUUUGUUUCAGGCUGCUUAUCCUGAUGUUGUUGCCCAUUAUCAAGUGGAAAAGUCAGAAAUUCCGAAGAAGAAACAAAAAAACAGGAAGGACAGACCAAAAGAAAAAGAAUUACCUGAUGUUUAUGAUGAAGUUAGCAAUCUUCUGUCUCAACUGAAUUUAAAAUCCAGGUGUGGAAUCUUUCCUGUGCAAGACUCCAGGUCAGCUGUAGAAACUCCUCCAGAGUUUCUACAGCAGAGCAGCACUGAAUCAAAAGAUCCUGUGUUAGCUGCAGCUUCCUGCCAAACAGCUGUUCAGAUGCCAGCACCAGCUGCUGCUCUUCCUCAGACUGCAUCAUCUCACUCACUCUUACAGAGAACGUGGGCUGACUCCUCUCUGUUGCCAGCACAAUUGACUAAAAAUUCAGGAACAUCAUCCUCUUCUGCUGUAAUUGAUUUGGAAGAAAUCUUCAUCAAUUCACCAGCCCAUGGGGGUGAUACCCACGAUCCAGCAGCUGACUUAAGUACAUGCAUAAAACACUUGCAUCCACUAGGUCAGGAAACAGUAAGAAAUAACUGGGAAUAUUCUGGUUCUGUGCAAUCUGAUCAACAUCAUUCUGAUAGUGCAGAUGAGUUGGUUUCAGAUGAUGCUGUAGGACAAGUUCAGGAGUGGUCUCUAAGCAAGCGAAUACAUAAGAAGACUGCCAUUCCAUCAAGCCCAUUGUUGUCUGAAGAUGUAAAGCAACUGUGGUCUUCAAAAGGUUUUAAACAAACAAAAGAAACAUUGAAUCCUGAUAAAGAUUGUGUCUCUUCCUCCUGUCAGUUAAAUAAACUAGUGCAGGAAAGUAAAAAUGAGAAACUACAUCCUGGGUGUGAAGUGUUUCCAGUGUCUCAAAAGGCAGCAGAUGUUGUGACUGAUUGUCACAUUAAAAAAGCUACGUGGAAAACUUCUAUUAAAAUGAGUGUGUGUCAGAACAGAGGUCAUUCUAGUGAAGAGAGUGAUGAUGAGAGCAUGAAUAAAAACCUGAUUUACGAGCAGCAGAAAAGGCAGCUGAACCCCAGUCAGUUGAAAAAAUGUUUUACAGAGGAAAGCAGUAACACUGUUACUAGCAAAAGAACAAACAGUGACUCAGCCCUUCUAAUUAAAGACAGGAAGAAACAGACCAAUUUUAAAAAAACUGUUCAGAGUUUGGCCUUGCAAGUAUCUCCCAAAGCAUCAUCUGUAGAGGAAGUCAGUUGUCCCCAAAGUCCAGAGCAGCGAUUUGAGAGGUCAGAUUCUGGUCCCACUCUGCAAGCCAGUAGUGCUGUUCUGCCUUAUACAUGGACAGACAGUCCCCUGCCCCUGUCUGAAAGACUAAAAGGAAGAAUCAAAAACAAUUAGGCUCUCCAUAAAAUAGAUUAUGAUAACAAUUAACUCUGAACCUUCAGCUUUUACAGAGUUUUUCUCUGAGUUUCUGUAAUAUGCUCUAUCAAUUGUAAGUGUUGAUGGAUAAGAAGUGCAGUGAAACUGCAUACUGGAGUUAAAGUUUGAAACUAAAAUUACAGCAGAAGCACUAGAUAGCUGACUGUAGUUCUUCUGGAUUUGAUUACAUUCUGAGCUUGGUAUAUAAGCAUCAGGAUAUUGUAUACCAAGGAGCAGGGAGGCUUACUUACUAAAUAAGGUGUUGGGUUUUUUUCCCAGCCAAUUGUGAGGAUUUUGUGUACAGCUAUUUAAACCAGACUUACUAAAAUAGUGCCUGGCCUGCUGUUGAAUAUGCUUAAUAAGACAAACUGAUACAGCUCUUUCCAGCUCAAAUUUUCUGUUCUUCUCCAGUAACUUAAUUUUGCUAGUUUUAAAAUGGGUUUUCAAAUCCUGGGAUGCUACUUGUGUGAAAGCCCAGAUAGAGACACACAUAGCAGAUGUACCUUGCAGGGUAGCUGAAUUUAUAUGCCAUGCCCUAUAAUAAACUGUAUGUGCAUCUUCCAAAGAAUAGGAUAAGCCAUAAAAGGAUCUUUUGGUUCUGUAGCUGUCAUAUCUAAUAUUUGAAGAAAUGUGAUGGCUGUUUUAAUCUGACAUUUAUAGUUUGAGGCAUUUUUCCUGAAGAUAUGAAAUCCCAUCUAACACUUCUCCUUUUAAUAGAAUGAAGAUAAAGUUGCAGAAAAUCAAAAGAUGAUAUUGCAGAUUCUUUGAAUAAUACCAUGUAAAUGUUUGUUUGGAAAUUUGAAUAGAAUUGCAUUUUUGAAAGUGUUCUUCUGCCUCUCUACUAUAGACACAGUCUCUUAAAAAAAUCUUCUCUUUACCAGCGUUAGGAAAUGCCUCCUUGUUUGUGCUGAAGUGUUCAUGACUUUUUCUCUGGACCAACCAGGAGGGCCACUCUGACCAAAGUGCAGUGUUAACAACUGAGAGGUAGAAUAGCCAUCCCUGCAGGAAUAUGUCAGUUCUUUCUUCAUAAAGGCCAAGGCUUGAAGAGUUGAAAAGCUCAGCUCUAGAUGUGCUCAAGGAAGAAAUAUGUAGUCCACAGAUAAUACAGUCUGUAAGUAGCUAAAGUGGUAGUUUUGUAUUUUCCUCUGUGGGCAGGUGGAGAAAGUUUCUUGAUAAUUGUUUUUCCAAAUGAGAAAUGUAUUAUGGAAAUGAGAAGGCAAAUCCUUAGUAUUGGAAAUUUACUGUCAGUUUUGAAGGUGGUCUCUCUCUUUUGGAGACUCUUAACGACCCAGCUGAUGUGAGGGAGCAACUAGAAGAAUAGAAUUACUAUAGAGUAUGAGAGGAGAAUUCAUCUGGGGACCCUAAGUUGAGACAUUCCUUAUGCAGUGGUCAGCAGGGGAGAGACCAGACCAUUGAUUGUGGGAAAAAAUACUGUUAUUGGUUAUGUUUUGGGUUGUUUUUUUCCUUGCUGCUGAUUGUGAGCACUGAAUAUGGGAAUCAAGAGUUUGGAUUUUUAUUGACAAACUGCAACAUCAUGAGAAUGACCUCACUUGUGUGCACUCCCAGUGUAUGGGAAUGUGCUCUUUUGUUGGAAGGAUCAUAAAAUUUCACCCAUAAUGUGUGGGUUUCUGUGUGUUAAGGUUUUGUUUGGAACUGGGGGGCAAGGGGAAUUUUUGGAGGGUUUUUUGUUUUCCAAAUCUGCCUGGGAUGAUGCCUUUAAUGGAUUAUUCACUGAAUGCCAGGUUCAUGACUUGCUGAUGAUGGAAUCCAGAAAUAAGAUAUGACUCUAUGACAUUAAGAACUGCAGAAGGAGAAGAGACUAGGGAGAUCACCACAAGUUAAUCUGGCUUCAUAAAUACAGUUCAAGCAUGAAGAGCAGAAAAAUGUCAGGUUUUUCAUUUGCAAUACAUCUCAAUUUUGUGCAGGUUUUCUGCCAGUGCUUUGAAAGCAGCAAUACAUGUGGAAACAACUGUACAGGUACCUGCGUUCAGUUGGGCUGUAGCUGCUCAUUGCAGCAGAUAAACACACAAACAUUUAUCAUUAGGGGUGACUGUCGCUUGAAUUAAAUUUUUGAUUUGUUACAGAAGGGAAAUGGAUUUCUCAUCUUUGUGUAAUUUACUUGAUCUAAGGAUUAGGGAUUAUUUUUCUGGGGAAGUGUUUUUACCAUGCCAAAGCUGACUGCUUUGCAACCUCUUGCACUUGUGAAGAAAAUGUUCAAAUAAUUGAGUGGAUAAAACAGGUUGUUCCUCUGCAGGAAAUAUUCCUACAAUAUUGUGUUAAACUGGUUGUAAGUAUAAAUGAAUGUGGUGCAUAAGCCAAA